This is a messenger RNA of Carassius gibelio (silver crucian carp), 3925 nucleotides long. Its product is annotated as potassium voltage-gated channel subfamily C member 1. Gene Ontology annotation, biological process: potassium ion transmembrane transport; protein homooligomerization. The record is from RefSeq and is a predicted model, not a curated record. Bases 1535 to 2815 code for a protein of 426 amino acids. Gene Ontology annotation, molecular function: protein binding; delayed rectifier potassium channel activity. NCBI's taxonomy places the organism in Eukaryota, Metazoa, Chordata, Actinopteri, Cypriniformes, Cyprinidae. The transcript has 4 exons. Gene Ontology annotation, cellular component: dendrite membrane; neuronal cell body membrane; voltage-gated potassium channel complex.
CUUGGAAACUGUACCGGAUAAAAUCCUGACUCUGAAGACACGUCUUCUUAUGGCUUUAUCCUCCCUCAAGAGAGUUGGGGAUUUACAGGCUCUCUCUGUCUCACCCUCGUGCAUGGAAUUUGCACCGGGCUCUGUAAAGGUGCUGUUGCGACCGAGGCCUAAUUAUGUUCCUAAGGUCGCAUCUAAUCCCUUUCGCUUUCAGCAAGUGGUCCUGGAGGCUUUACCUCCUGCUGAGGUGGGGUCAGGAGAUCUAAGUCUUUGCCCUGUGAGAGCUUUAAAGGCUUAUUUGGAUCGUACAGCCCCAUGGGGUGAGUCUGACCACCUGUUUGUAUGUUUUGGACAUAAGAAUAAAGGCCAUGCUGUUACCAAACAGCGCAUGUCCCAUUGGCUGGUGGAGGCAAUAUCUUUAGCCUAUGAGGUGCGCGGACUCGCUUCGCCCUUAGGAGUUAAAGCUCAUUCCACUAGAGCUGUGGCUUCUUCUCAAGCUUUUCUCAGUGGAUCUUCUAUGGAUGAUAUCUGUGCUGCGGCAGGAUGGUCCUCACCGAGCACUUUUAUCAAGUCCUACAGUCUGGAUGUGAGGAUGGCUCCUGGCUCCCGGGUUCUCUCCGCUUGAGCAGAUGCUUCCUCAGAUCCCAGCUAUCAUGUACGUCAGGGGUUAUGGUAUAGCGUUCCCAUAGUGGUGACGUCACCGCAGCAUCGAAGUGACCUUUGAAAGGGAACAUCUCGGUUACCUAUGUACCAUGGUUCCCUGAAUAGGGAACGAGAUGCUGCGGUCCUGGCCGUGCCAUACCUUGAUAGCAUUCUUCUUCUUCAGUCAUGAAAUCUGAGCGAAAUGGCGCGCGGCACCCAGGUAUAUGAUGCAUGCGCAUAUGUAGGGUGGUGCCAUGCGCUGUUUGGCCAAUAGGAUUGGCGGGAUGGUAUAGGGCUUCAGACAUUCGUCACGCCGAAGGUGUUCCCAUAGUGGUGACGUCACUGCAGCAUCUCGUUCCCUAUUCAGGGAACGAUGGUUACAUACGUAACCGAGAUGUUUUAUAGCAUCAAAUAACUAGUUAAAAGCAAACUUGUUAAGAAAAACGAACACUUUCGUGUGCAUCUGCAUGAUAAGAACUACUUAAAUGUGGGAAGCUAUCUUUGGAAAACAUUUAUUUGAAGUGUAAUUUGAUUAUUUAGUUUGUCUCACGUCCUAUUAGAUUACAGAGGGUGGGGUUUAUGAUCUAUACUGAGACGCUAUGGCUCGUCCUGCACAGACAUGUUGACAGGAAGUUCAUUCCAGAACAUGUGGCCUCUAUGUUGAAUGUUGGCUUGUCUGCUGGGACUGUUACAAAACACAUUCCACUGAAAAGUUUGAGUCAGAGCUGCACAACUCCAAGUUAGAACCUACACGGAGAGAACUUUCUAAGAACUUUGCAAGAAAUUAUAACAGUAAUAUUCCGUUUACAAAGCCAGGGAUUAUAUUUCCGUGUGAAGAGAUCCCAAAGAAAAACAGCUAUAAAACAUCUGCAGGAUACCAACACUGAGCUCUUUGUCUUCUACCAUGAGUUCUGUGAGCGUUUCCCCAAUGAAAGCCUGUGAUGGCAGUAGUGAAAAAAUAGUAAUAAAUGUCGGUGGGGUUAAAUAUGAGACCCACACAAGCACCCUAAUGGCGCUUCCAGGGUCCCGUCUUGCCAAUCUGGUGGACACUAACAAGCCUCCCUCAGAACUAUUUUUUGAUCGCAACCCUGAAGUCUUCGGCCAUGUGCUGCAGUACUACAGGAGCGGGAAGCUGCACUGCCCCACCAACUUUUGUGGGCUACUGCUGGAGGAGGAGUUCGCUUUCUGGGGUGUUAGUGGCACAGAUGUGGAGCCCUGCUGCUGGGCGACAUUUCGACAGAACAAAGAUACUGUAGAGGCUUUGGCUCAGAUUGAACCUUCAGUGAUGGAGAAAGAGGAGGGACCAGGUCAAAACCACCAAUCCAGAAACUCCAGAGCUUGGAUGCAGAAGAUAUGGGCCCUCUUUGACAAUCCAUAUUCAUCCUUCACUGCCAAAGUCAUUGCGAUCAUAUCUCUGUUCUUCAUCCUGCUCUCUUUCACCGCAUUCUCUCUGCAAACAGAACCCAAUAGAUAUCUUUCCCCCUUUUACAUUUUACGGACAGGCAACUUAACUGGAAAGUGUAUGGGGAACCUUCUUGUAGAUUCUCUGGACGUGGUGGAGUUAGUGUGUUCGGUGUGGUUUGUGUUUGAGUUUGUGAUGCGUGUAGUCAGCUGUCCAAGCAAACCGCGCUUCUUCAUGAACGUUAUGAACAUCGUCGACCUGCUGGCCCUGUUCCCGUGGUUCUCGCGGUGCUGCUCCAGUAUGUACUGCUGGAAGGCGAUGAGCUUUCUGCAUGUAAUGCGAUGCAUACGUGUCUUUCGCAUCUUCAAGCUGAUGCAGCAUGUGUUUGGCGUGAGAGUGCUCAACCACGCACUUCGCGCCAGUGCAACAUCUCUCUACACGCUGCCUCUUGUGUUCUUAAUCUGCACGCUCAUCUUUGGUACCAUGUUUUUUUUAACAGAAUUUGAAAAUGAAGUUGCGUACUUCAGUGAUAUUUCCUCUUGUUUUUGGUGGGCAGUGGUCACUCUGACCACUGUGGGUUAUGGAGACGUGCUUCCUAUAUCAGGUCCAGGGAAGUUGGUAGGCUCUCUCUGUGCAAUGGUUGGGGUUCUGCUCAUCAUCCUGCCUCUACCCAUAAUCAUCAACAACUUCAUCAAGUUCAGCUCCCUGCUCAAGACAAAGUACUCAAUGCCCAGAAAGAAGGAGAAGCAUAUUGUAGAUACAGCCCCCUCAUCCUCUGCUUAGAGCUGCUAAAACUAAAAUAAAAACAGCAGGUAUCAAGGAAACAAUCAAGUUAUAUUCUAGGCCUAUGAUAUAUGUGACCCUAGAACACCAAACCAGUUUUAAGUUGCUGGGAUAUAUUUUUAUCAAUGGCAUUUUUUAUGCCAGAAAUCAUGUUCUAUGAAGAUAUUUUGUAAAUUCCCUACUGUUAAUAUAUCAAAACUUAAUUUUUAAUUAGUAAUAUGCAUUGCUAAGAAUUCAUCUAAACAACUUUAAAGAUGAUUUUUUUCAGUAUUUAGGUUUUCUUGCACCCUCAGAUUCCAGAUUUUCAAAUAGUUGUAUCUCAGCCAAAUAUUGUCUGAUCUUAACAAACCAUACAUCAAUGGAAAGCUUAUCUAUUAAUUUUAAUUAAUAUUAUCUAUCUAUUAUCACAGUCAGUUUUGAAAAAUUGACACUUAAGAUUAGUUUUGUGGUCACAUUUAUGUCUUUGACUGCAUUUUUUGUGUCUCUUACAGAAUAUGUGAUGGAUGAAAAUCAGUUUUAAACUGGAGGAAAAACACGUCAUUUAGAUUUUUUGGUUUUAAAGUUCAUUUUGAUCAACGUAACCAUGGUGUUAAAAUACAAUCAAAACAACAGAAAAAAAUUUUUUAGGGGUCAGGGAAAGUAAUAUUUAAAUAUUAACUGGAUUUGUAACCAUUAUUAACCCUAAACAAAUAAUCUGAAUAUUCACUGCAUUACAGUGAAAAUUUACAGAAAUAUAAUCACACUGUAUCUAUCACUGUGUAAUCACAUGUUUUAACAGUCUUGCGCAAGAUCUGGUGUUCCAAAAAAAAAAAAAUCCUCUUUAUCAGACAGGAAUCUGUGGGCCCAGUUGUCCCUUAGGAUUAGUGACUUAUAACAAAAAUGCGUGAAAGAUUUGAUCCAGGUGCAGAUAUUUGGAUGAAUGCAUUUUCAAUGAGAAUCUGACAUUUUGGCACCACAUUUGAACGGUUGUUUUUUAUACUCUAGACUUGUUUGUAUUUGAAUAUGUAUCUUUCAUACAAGAUCUGUUGCAGUUUAUAACUUGUUGGUGUUUUUGCAUGUGUACACUAAAUUGUAUUGUGUGUUUGUGCUUUUAUUAAAUCCAUUUCAACU